AUGGAGGACGCAAUGGGUGCCACGUGGUCCGACGGGUCGGAGGAAGAGCUUGUGAGAGAGCUUCUGGACAAUGAGACACCAUUCUUUGUGCUACCAGAGGAGGCUCUACAAUCCCAGAUGAGUGUUUCCAAUGAAGAUAGUGUUGUUAAUCGGUUCAUCCCGACCGUCUAUUCUGGUCCAACAAUCAAAGAUAUCGAGACUGCUUUGUCUGUCACCACUGGAGCAAUUCAACCCCAAGAACUUUCACCGGCUAGGCUCUCAAUGCUGGAAAGGGGUUUGAGCAAGGUUGAGCAUAAGUACACUCUGAAGAUUAAAAGCUGUGACAAUGGAGCAAUGGCUGAUGAUGGCUAUAAAUGGAGGAAGUAUGGGCAGAAAUCCAUUAAGAAUAGCCCAAAUCCUAGGAGCUACUACAGGUGCACAAACCCAAGGUGCAGUGCUAAGAAGCAAGUUGAGAGGUCCAGUGAGGACCCAGACACACUCAUCAUCACCUAUGAAGGGCUCCACUUACACUUUGCCUACCCAUUUUUCCCAAUCAACAACCAGGCCCAGAACACCAGCCCACCUAUGAAGAAGCCCAGAAACAAAACCUCACAGCCACACGCAGAAGACCGUGAACAUGAAGCCCAAGAAAGCCCGCGCAGCAUUACCCCUGACCCUGACCCGGAUCUGCAGCCCGGCCCAUUACCCGACCCACAUGAAGAAUUUGUUGAAAAAGAGCCAAGCGCACAAGGGUUGCUUCAAGAUGUGGUGCCAUUUAUGAUUAGGAACCCUAAUCCAUCAAGUGCUUCUUCAAAUUCUUCUUGUUCCUCCUACCGGUCGUCUCCAACAUCUCCUUCUUCUCUAUCAUGGGCUAGUUCGUAUUUCGAUGUUGGUUUUAAUCAUAGCUUUGGAUGA
Prunus armeniaca (apricot) is the source of this 894-nucleotide messenger RNA. The record is from the annotation of a GenBank genome assembly. Lineage: Eukaryota; Viridiplantae; Streptophyta; Magnoliopsida; Rosales; Rosaceae.